AUGUCAGAGAUCCCCCUCCGCACCACUACAGUCCUCGCCUUGGACUUUGGCACAACAGAUUACCUCCGAGCGGUUCUGAACCAUGUGCACAGCGUUUUGAAAAGUCAAGUUGGGCCAGCGUUUGACCACCUGACCUUUGUCAAUGUGAUCACCGUUCCCGCGAUGUGGUCCGAUAAAGCGCGCGCUUGUCUUCGAACAUGUGCCACGGAAGCUGGCUUUGGUGACGGUUCUACCAUUCAUAUCAUAUCUGAGCCCGAGGCCGCGGCAAUCCAUGCUCUCCAGGCAUCAAGUCCUAAUGACCUUGAGGUCGGAGAUACUGUGCUCUUGAUCGAUGCUGGUGCAGGCACCGUUGAUCUGAUCACGUUCACAAUUGAGCAGCUUCUACCUUGCCUACGGCUCCGAGAAGCAGCAAGCGACUUCGUCCGCCAGACACUGAGGUCUGACAUAGGUUGGAACAGUGAUUCACGGGACAACGCUAUGGAACGAUUCGAGUUAUUCGCGAAAAGGCGGUUCACUGGAGAUACGACGGAUACCUUCACCUUCCCCGUCCCGGGAAUUGCAGACAACGAAGAUCUCAACGUUCGUCGGGGAAAGUUUCAAAUCACGGGUCAAGAAAUAGGCGAUAUCUUUCUACCUGUACUUGCCCAGGUCUUGAAGCUCGCAAAGCAACAGAUCGACUUUUCCCAAGAACAUGUCAAGGCUGCCCUGCUGGUCGGCGAUUUUGAACAGAACCAGUUUCUUCGGAAUUAA
This is a messenger RNA of Penicillium diatomitis, 750 nucleotides long. RefSeq names its product Hsp70 family protein. NCBI's taxonomy places the organism in Eukaryota, Fungi, Ascomycota, Eurotiomycetes, Eurotiales, Aspergillaceae. The transcript is spliced from 2 exons. Bases 1 to 750 code for a protein of 249 amino acids. The record is from RefSeq and is a predicted model, not a curated record.